Molecule: messenger RNA, 1415 nt
Organism: Sinocyclocheilus rhinocerous
Lineage: Eukaryota; Metazoa; Chordata; Actinopteri; Cypriniformes; Cyprinidae
Gene: mettl24
Product: methyltransferase like 24
Exons: 6
Coding region: 251-1276 (341 amino acids)
Source: RefSeq, a predicted model, not a curated record
UUACAGAGCUUCAUCUGUCCAGAGGCGUAUGGGUGGAGAGACUCUCAAAUAUGUGCGUGUUCAGAUCUCAGACGCUCACAGUGGCGUGGAGAAGAUGUUUAUCAGCGCUGGACGUUGUACCCGAAGCCUUUCUGAGUGUCUGAACGCAUGCAGACGGAGAGAAGAACGACAGAAGUGAAUAAAACAAACAUGGAGAGCAGAAGAUCGAGGAGCACAGGGUGAGAGAGUAUGGAGGCAGGCUUCUAGCUGAAUGCACGGACUGAAGGGUGAGAUGAAUCUGCUGCGCAGCUGCAGGAAGAGGACGAGUGCGUGUCGUCUGCUGCUGCGCAUGUGUCUGCUGCUGUCUCUGCUCUGCGUCUGCGCUCACGUCUACAUACAGCUCGAGGGUCUGCGUCUCCAGAAACAGAGCCAGCAUCACAGGACCGUCGCCACGGCAACAGAUGCUGCAGCUGAUGCUGGAUCCACCUGCUGCUUAGCACUGAAUCAUCACAGACGGGUCUCUAGAUGGAAGAUCUGGCUGGAGCCGUGGGCCACUGAGACUCGAGGUCUACAGGAGGAAGCGGAUCGGUUCCUCAGAUACAUCUCCACUCCGCAGCUGUCCUGCCAGAGACCCGCGUCUGUGCCGCCCGUCUUUGACGCAGAGCAUCAUGGGUCGUGGCUUCUGUGUUUGGACCGCAGGUUCAGUCUGGCACAGCGCAUCGUGUCCAAACACUGCCGCGUCUAUUCGCUCAGGCUGGGAGCGGAGGAUGAUGCUCUGGAGCGCUUGUUGGCCGGCUCCGGCUGUGAGGUUCACUGUUUUGACCCCAGCAUCAGACGAGCUCAUCUGCAGGAAGAUAACAUGUGGCUCCAUCGCCUCUCUGUGGACUGGAGGGACCCGAACCCCGCCGUCCCCAUCCAGAGACUCCACAGCGGCUCCAAGAAACUCGCCGCCAUCCUCAGCCACUUCGGACACAGACAGGUGGAUGUGCUGAAGGUGGAUCUGGAAAGCGCGGAGUGGAAGAUCCUGGAGAACCUGAUCCUGGAGCAGGUGCUGGACUCGGUCGGUCUGCUGCUGCUGGAGCUGCACCUGCAGUGGGCGGGGUUUGAGGUGGGCGGGGACGAGCCCUCGGUGGUCCGCUAUUGGUUCAGUCUGCUGAGGGAGCUGGAGCGCGCUCACUUCCGCCUCUACCACAGCUACAGCGACCCGAGCAAGCCACGCCUCUUCCUGCACAGAAACCUCCGCAACACCAGCAGCUCCUUCACACUGGGCUGGGUCAACACACGCUUCACGCUUUGAAUAAUGCAGUUAUGCCUCCUCUUACACGCCUACAUGCCACUUCAGAAGCGCUUCUGUGCCACAUGUACAGCGUAAAUCUGCCACAAGUCUAUGAGGAUGUGAGAACAUGUUAUAUGUGACCCUGGAGCACAAAACCAGA